AUAUCAUUCUUUGUCCUCGCCCCGCAGCACAACACACGGCCGGAGACGAGGCUCCUCGCGAAAGGGAAGGAAAACUGGAUGGGUUGAUAUUAGAUGAGGCGGGAGGGCUUUUGUUUUUUUUAAACCAAGAGAAAAACGAAGGACGAGGCGACAACUUUGCGGGAGACGUCCGGGGGACAAAGCGAGCAGAGGACCCUUUAAACAAAACAAAACAAAAAAUCACGACUGAAGAUACAAGAUGAGCUGGAGCUUCCUCACUCGUCUGUUGGACGAGAUUUCCAACCACUCCACCUUCGUGGGCAAAAUCUGGCUCACGCUCCUCAUUGUCUUCCGCAUUGUGCUGACGGCUGUAGGAGGCGAGUCAAUCUACUAUGAUGAACAGAGUAAAUUUGUGUGUAACACACAGCAACCUGGAUGCGAGAAUGUGUGCUACGAUGCGUUUGCGCCGCUGUCGCACAUUCGCUUUUGGGUGUUUCAGGUGAUUAUGAUCACCACCCCCACGGUCAUGUAUCUUGGCUUUGCUAUGCACAAGAUCGCCCGCAUGGAGGACGAUGACUACCGUCCAAAGGCCAGGAAGAGGAUGCCGAUAGUGAGCCGGGGGGCCAACCGGGACUACGAGGAGGCGGAGGAUAACGGAGAGGAGGACCCAAUGAUCCUGGAGGAGAUUGAGCCAGAGAAGGAAAAGGAAGCUGUGGAGAAGCCAAGCAAAAAGCACGAUGGACGCCGUCGCAUCAAGCGGGAUGGCCUGAUGAAAGUCUACGUGUUUUCGCUGCUGUCCCGUGCCGUCUUUGAGGCCUCGUUCCUGUUCGGACAGUACAUCCUCUACGGGCUGGAAGUUGUUCCAUCGUAUGUAUGCACGCGCUCUCCUUGCCCGCACACAGUGGACUGCUUUGUCUCACGUCCUACGGAGAAAACCAUCUUCCUGCUCAUCAUGUACGCUGUGAGCGCCUUGUGUCUGCUCUUCACUGUGCUGGAGAUCCUUCACCUGGGUAUCAGCGGCAUUCGGGACUGCUUUUGCGCACCACGGCCUCGGCCUCCAACACCCCGUCACCCGGCUCUAGCCAGCCAGAGGUCCUCCAUCUGCCGCCAGCCCUCUGCACCUCCAGGCUACCACACAGCCCUGAAGAAGGACCCAUCAGGGAAAAUGGGUUUCAGGGACAACCUCGGAGACUCGGGUCGCGAGUCCUUCGGGGACGAGGCUUCAUCACGGGAGCUUGAGAGGCUGCGGAGACACCUAAAACUGGCCCAGCAGCAUCUGGAUCUGGCUUACCAGAAUGAGGAGAGCAGCCCGUCGCGCAGCAGCAGCCCAGAAUCCAACGGCACCGCAGUUGAGCAGAACAGACUGAACUUUGCCCAGGAGAAGCAGAGCAGUACGUGUGAGAAAGGUCUCCGUGCAUAGGUUCUCAACAGCACAGCUGACACUAUAGGAUUAAAUUCACAUCAGGAUCAGUGAGCGGACAUAAGGGAAUCAAAGUGUGAAUGUGUGUGAGACGGUGUGACAUUAAUUUGCUUGAGGUGGAUGAAGUCAGCCCAAGCCUUCCAGUGUUACGGCCAGUGGCGGUCGAGCAUCAAGCCGAGGAAGAGGAGGAGGAGGAGAGUGGUCGUCUCAACCCAGCAAUACUUGAGACACCAGCCUGUCUGAAGAUCCAAAGUGCUUACAAACUACCGAACGGUUAACAUGUACUUCUCCCUCAGGGCAGCUAUUCUUUUAUGUUUUAAUAUUUUUAUUAUGAGACUUUCUAGAUCUAUUAGUCAUUUUUAAAAGUUUGUCCUCUGGUGGAAGCUGACAGUGAGUGCAUCUCAAGAUUGCCUUAGACCUAAACUGGAACUCUGUUGUUGGUUGGUUGUUUUUUUUUUAUUUUUAUUUUUUUAUAUGGCAUUUUGUUAAAAGUAAGGCCAAGCCAGUCGUAGUGCGAGAACAAAACGUGUUUUUAAGUGUAAAAGUUUGUACUUUGUGAGGAAGCGAAUCAGUGAGCGAGUGCUUGUGGAUGCAAAGAGCAAAAAGGUAAACGGACAAGGCACCACUCAUAACGGAAAGGUACUGGAGUUACUGUCAUGCUGAUGAAGAUUUUUUAUUUUUUUUUUGGUGUUAAUUUUCAUACAAAGGUUGCUUUCAGUUGUUGGCACCGCACCAGUCAACAUUCCCAAGCCUGGUGCCUCGACGGGAACUGGAACACACUUGGGGUGCCUUUGUCCAAAGGAAUAAACAAACCUGGGUAAUGCUUGAACAAAAAAAAAGUGUAACUCUUGAUAUUGUCUUGUGUUAUGUCUAAACGUGUAUUUGAUACUGUUCUUUAUUUUUAUAUUAGUUUUUGAGUAUUGUGGUAUUUUGAAAAGAGGCUCUGUCACUGUGGCUUACUUUUAAAAGAAUGACAUUCACUGCUGUCUUAGCUCCCUGAAGCCCCAUUCAAUCCAUGUCGCAUUCCGAAGAUGCUUUGGUACAAUUUGAGUUUAAUAAUAACUUUUUAUUUUGAAAUACUCAAAAACCUGCAGCUUGGAUUUAUUAUUUACACGUUGUUUCUGACCAGCAAAUGUUCCCCAAAUGUAAUUUCAUCUGUUGGUUAAAUGAGGGAUAAAGCCGUCUGUCAUUGUUCCAUUUCUGAAAGUGCUGAUGUCUGGGUCAGUGUCGUCACUGCUCCAGAGUCUUAAUGAGGGUUGUAAACUCAUGCAGAUCAUUUCAAUGUGAAUUCAAUGCCUUGAAUGCGCUCUACCAAGAUGCCAUCUUUUUGUAUUCUGAAUCAUACCCACAGUGCCAUUAGUGCCAGCUCGGAUAUUGUCAUCUCAAGUUAUUUUUGAGCAAUGCUUUUUGUACUUUUUAUACUUUUUGUAUUGAUAGUACUUUGUGGUUAGUUUUUAAAAUAAAUUUUUUGAACAAAGA
This is a messenger RNA of Acanthopagrus latus (yellowfin seabream), 2878 nucleotides long. It is a transcript of the gene gjc4b, whose product is annotated as gap junction protein gamma 4b. Gene Ontology annotation, biological process: cell communication. Gene Ontology annotation, cellular component: connexin complex. The transcript has 3 exons. NCBI's taxonomy places the organism in Eukaryota, Metazoa, Chordata, Actinopteri, Spariformes, Sparidae. The record is from RefSeq and is a predicted model, not a curated record. The coding region runs from base 239 to 1399 and encodes 386 amino acids.